GGCGCCGCCUCGCUCGCUCGCUCGCGCCCUCGCGCCCUCGCCGCCCCGUCGCUCGCCGGCUCGCGCCUCGCUCCGGCUCCUCCAUCUUGGCGGCGGCGGCGGCCGGGAGGAUGCGGCGCCGCCCGGCCGGGGCCCGCCCGAGGAGACGAUGAAGAAGCACCGGCGGGCGCUGGCGCUGGCCUCCUGCCUCUUCCUCUGCUCGCUCGUCUGGCUUCCCAGUUGGCAUGUAUGUUGUAAAGAAAGUUCUGCAGCUUCGUCUUAUUACCCUCAAGAUGACAGUUGUGCACUUGAAAAUGAAGAUGUACAGUUCCAGAAAAAGGAUGAAAGAGAGGAACCUAUCAAUCCUGAAUUGUUGGAAAAAGUGGGUUCAAACUUACCUGUUCCUCCAGAAGAACAUAAAUUAAAAGAUGAUUUCCUUGUGGAUGGACAAAAUGCGGAACCCAAACAGUUAAGUCCGUCUGUGCUUGAGACACUCCCUAUAGUGGAUCUGCAUGAAGAUUCUUCCAGUAUAGUUGUGGACAGUGAAAAUAUUGAAAAUAUCUCCAGCUCAUCUACCUCAGAGAUCACUCCAAUCUCCAAGCUUGAUGAAAUAGAAAAAUCUGGUACUAUUCCUCUAGCCAAGCCUGGUGAAACAGAGCAGGCUGAGACUGACUGUGAUGUUGGUGAGGCCCUGGACGCUAGUGCUCCUGCUGACCAGCCUGCCUUUGUCAGUGCUACUGAAAGCCUUGUUGGCCAGCAUAUAGAAAAUGUAUCAUCUUCACAUGGCAGAGGAAAAAUAACAAAAUCAGAAUUUGAAUCAAAAGUUUCAGGAAGUGAGCAGGAUGGUGGUGAUUCAAAACCUUCAUUGAAUGUUUCAGAUAAUCUAAAAAACGAGAGUUCUGAUCAUCCAAAACCAGGAGAAAUGCACCCUGCAUCUGUAGCAAGCCCCAAAGACCCAGAAGCAAUACCAACUUUUGAUGAAUGGAAGAAAAAAGUCAUGGAAGUAGAAAAAGAAAAAAGUUUGUCUGCAGGUCAGUCAAUGCAUCCAUCUUCUAAUGGAGGUCUCCAUGCCUCAAAAAAGGUCCAGAAAAAUCGAAAUAACUAUGCUUCAGUAGAAUGUGGUGCCAAAAUUUUAGCAGCUAAUCCAGAAGCCAAGAGUACAUCUGCUAUUCUUAUAGAAAACAUGGAUCUUUAUAUGUUGAAUCCUUGCAGCACUAAAAUUUGGUUUGUUAUUGAACUUUGUGAACCAAUUCAAGUAAAACAACUUGAUAUUGCAAAUUAUGAACUCUUUUCUUCUACUCCUAAAGACUUUCUGGUGUCUAUCAGUGACAGAUAUCCCACAAACAAGUGGAUUAAGCUGGGUACUUUCCAUGGUAGAGAUGAGAGGAAUGUUCAGAGUUUCCCUUUAGAUGAACAGAUGUAUGCAAAAUAUGUGAAGAUGUUCAUCAAGUACCUAAAGGUGGAGCUGGUCUCGCAUUUUGGAUCAGAGCACUUUUGUCCACUCAGCCUUAUAAGGGUAUUUGGUACAAGCAUGGUGGAAGAAUAUGAGGAGAUUGCAGAUUCACAGUAUCAUUCAGAGCGCCAGGAACUAUUUGAUGAGGAUUAUGAUUAUCCACUGGAUUAUAAUACUGGGGAGGAUAAAUCUUCAAAAAAUCUUCUUGGCUCUGCUACAAACUUUGCUUUCUUUAAGGAACAGGGAGAAGAGUUAAAAAUCAUAAGGAGAAUCCUUUUAUAUGCCAUUCUAAAUAUGGUGAAUAUUGCUGCUAAUAUUCUGGGAGCAAAAACUGAAGACCUGGCAGAAGGAAAUAAAAGUAUAUCUCAGAAUGCCACUGCCACGGCUGCACCGGAAAUGCCAGGCCCGGCUCCCGUUUCCAGUCCUGUUCCAGCACCUGAGCUUGUGCCCACUGAUGGACACAGACAUGGCAUGGAGCAGUCACCACCAGAUUCUCCGAAGGAAAGUCCCAUUGUGCAGCUGGUUCAGGAGGAAGAUGAGGAGACAAGUCCUUCUACAGUGACCCUUCUUGGCAGUGGUGAACAAGAGGAUGAAUCUCCACCGUGGUUUGAGGCAGAGACACAAAUAUUUUGCAGUGAACUGACCACAAUUUGUUGUAUUUCUAGUUUUUCAGAAUACAUAUAUAAGUGGUGUUCAGUCCGAGUUGCUUUUUAUCGGCAGCGCAGCAGAACUGCUCUGAGUAAGGACAGAAAGGGCGCAUCAGCUGAGGUCCCGGAGCUGCGGCCUGCAGAAUCUGAAGAUGCUUCAGUAUUGCAGCCUCCAAGUGGAGAUUUGGACAGUAAGAGGAGGGAGGAGGACGCUGACAGCAGUGUUUCUGGUGACUUAGGGGCAGGCCCAGGUGAUCUGGGGAAUAACACUGCAGAUGCCAUUGAACUUGAACCAAGCCACCCGCAAACUCUUUCCCAGUCUCUUCUCCUAGACGUUACUCCAGAAAUCAGUUCUUCAUCGAAAAUGGAAGUAUCUGACUCUGUUAAGCUUGAAACAGGAUACCUGUCAUCCCAGGCCGUUUCCCAAGAAAAUGAGGCUGAGGUUGCUAAUGAAACAGAAAAGCCGGAGAGUUUUGGUUCUGGAGAAAAGCCAACGGUGAUCUAUGAAACUAAAAAAGCAAAUGAAGCAACAGACGCUAUUGUAAAAGAAGACAUAAGCCCCACGCGGACAAUCACAGAUGUGCCGGAAACAGUUGUGCCGAUGGCGAGCACAGCGACCGUGCCGGACGGUGAGGACGGGGAAGCCAAAACAAGCACAGCUGAUGCACCAAAGCAGACAGUGACUCCUGCGGUGGACUCUUCGCCCCCUGAGAUCCGAGAGGAGGAGCAGUCUCCGGAAGACGCCCUUCUCAGGGGGCUGCAGCGCACAGCUACAGACUUCUAUGCUGAACUGCAGAAUUCUACAGAUCUGGGAUAUGCCAACGGAAAUCUGGUGCAUGGAUCCAACCAAAAGGAGUCGGUAUUUAUGCGGCUCAACAAUCGUAUUAAGGCCUUAGAAGUUAACAUGUCUCUCAGCGGUCGCUAUCUCGAGGAACUUAGCCAGAGGUACAGAAAACAAAUGGAAGAAAUGCAGAAGGCUUUCAAUAAAACGAUAAUAAAACUUCAGAACACUUCAAGAAUAGCAGAGGAACAGGAUCAGCGGCAGACGGAAGCCAUCCAGGUGCUCCAGGCACAGCUGACCAAUAUGACCCAGCUUGUUUCAAACUUGUCAGCCACAGUGGCAGAACUGAAACGGGAGGUUUCAGAUCGACAAAGCUAUCUUAUCAUAUCUUUGGUUCUCUGUGUUGUCUUGGGACUAAUGGUCUGCAUGCAGCGCUGUCGAAAUGCCUCUCAGUUUGAUGGUGAUUAUAAUUCAAAACUUCCUAAAAGUAAUCAGUAUCCAAGCCCUAAAAGGUGUUUCUCUUCCUAUGAUGAUAUGAAUUUGAAAAGGAGAACUUCAUUCCCACUCAUCAGAUCCAAGUCUCUGCAAUUCACUGGCAAAGAAGUAGACCCACAUGAUUUGUACAUCGUUGAACCCCUCAAGUUUUCUCCAGAAAAAAAGAAGAAACGCUGCAAGUACAAAACUGAAAAGAUCGAGACCAUAAAGCCAGCAGAACCGUUGCACCCUGUAGCCAACGGAGACCUAAAAGGAAGGAAGCCCUUUACAAACCAGAGAGAUUUUUCUAACAUGGGAGAAGUUUACCACUCUUCGUAUAAGGGUCCGCCUUCAGAAGGAAGCUCAGAAACCUCGUCACAGUCAGAAGAAUCUUAUUUUUGUGGCAUUUCAGCUUGCACAAGUCUGUGCAACGGACAGUCUCAAAAGACAAAAACUGAGAAGAGGGCUUUGAAACGGAGGCGGUCGAAAGUCCAGGAGCAAGGAAAACUGAUAAAAACUCUGAUACAGACUAAGUCGGGGUCCUUGCCGAGCCUGCACGACAUCAUCAAAGGAAACAAAGAAAUCAGCGUGGGCACCUUCGGGGUCACUGCGGUCUCGGGGCACAUCUGAAGUGAACCAUACUUUGCAGACUGGAGACUUGUUGUUCUUUGAAGAACAGUCUGUGGUAUUUGGAGGGUCUGGGGGAGGGAGGAAAUACGAAUGGGAAAAGUGUUCUGAAAUUAAGGCUCCUGCCUUUUUAAAGAGUAGUAGGAUCGUGUCAGUCUCGGGUAAUGAGCUCCAGUUGCACCAGGCUGAUCACUUCCUACAAGGACUCCGGUAGAUAUUUUAUAAAGAUGUUUUUCCAGCUCCUGGGACCAAAGUCAUUUGGAAGCCCAGUCCCUUGGGUGGGAUAGGAAUGAAAGACUAAACCUCUUCCUUUAGCUUUGUUCCUAUUUCUCGCACCUCCCCAUAUUUAUGUGCCUUUCGUCUAUUUAUAAUGCCACUGGAAGAGGAGGGAAACCCUUUUCUGUUGUUUGAUUUCUUUUGUAACUUUGUUAGCUGCAAACACUACAAGGCUUUGAGGCGAUCUGGGCCUGAGUUCAGUGACAUGGUCCGACAGUGGAAAACCUGGAGAUUUGUCCAGCCAGCCCGCUCUUGAGCAAACUCACUGGAACAAUCACUGGCAUUUUUAAACCCUGUUCUGGAGGGAAACGAGGAUGCCUGAUGCUGUUGAUGUUAUUUCCCUUUAGCUCAUUCACACUUGUUUUCUUUGGUCACUAACUCAAUGAGGGAAAGUCCCUAAAGGAUCUUUUUUUU
Molecule: messenger RNA, 4651 nt
Organism: Sorex fumeus (smoky shrew)
Lineage: Eukaryota; Metazoa; Chordata; Mammalia; Eulipotyphla; Soricidae
Gene: SUCO
Product: SUN domain containing ossification factor
Exons: 25
Coding region: 149-3964 (1271 amino acids)
Biological process (GO): regulation of bone remodeling; protein folding in endoplasmic reticulum
Cellular component (GO): cytoplasm; membrane
Source: RefSeq, a predicted model, not a curated record